Messenger RNA from Pseudocercospora fijiensis CIRAD86, 360 nucleotides. RefSeq lists its product as uncharacterized. Bases 1 to 360 code for a protein of 119 amino acids. The transcript is spliced from 4 exons. NCBI's taxonomy places the organism in Eukaryota, Fungi, Ascomycota, Dothideomycetes, Mycosphaerellales, Mycosphaerellaceae. The record is from RefSeq and is a predicted model, not a curated record.
AUGGCCCGGAAGCACACAAAGCACAAAUCCAUCACGUACAAGGAAACCGACAACGACUCGGACUAUGCUCAUGGUUCUAACCAAGACGACGAUACCGACUAUCUCGCCAUCUUCUGCGGUCGCAUCAAGCAAGAAAUCCUGUCCAAAGGCACCAAGCUGGACUGGUCCGAACUCAAGGUAGUCGUCAUCAAGGAUGCAAUCAUCAAGUACGUGACCCGCCCGACAUUUUCCAUGUGUGCUUCUCAACCUUCCUUCCUCUGGGUUACUCGAAAUCUUAUCAAGUUGAUCGACAUUAUCCACUAUCCUCCGUUCGCCGGUAAACCCUCAUCUCUGCCAUCGCAUCUCCAGAGAAAUUUCUAA